Molecule: messenger RNA, 790 nt
Organism: Podospora pseudocomata
Lineage: Eukaryota; Fungi; Ascomycota; Sordariomycetes; Sordariales; Podosporaceae
Gene: RPS20
Product: 40S ribosomal protein S20
Exons: 3
Coding region: 440-790 (116 amino acids)
Biological process (GO): translation
Cellular component (GO): ribosome; cytosolic small ribosomal subunit
Molecular function (GO): RNA binding; structural constituent of ribosome
Source: RefSeq, a predicted model, not a curated record
CCAAAGACCGUCCAGCGACCUUCUAUUUAUGCAUCCAACUUAAUGUCCUGUCUACGCCCCUUACAAACAGCAAUUGCCCCUCCAAAGGUCAACUACCCAGACGCCGAAUGUGUCAUUGACCGAGGGGCAAGCCACGGAUGGCCCCACCAUAACCGAGCUGGCAGCACUAGCCACUUCCAUCCCAGCAAUCACCAGCCACAGUCGCAAACUGGCCCGUGCGUGCCCUGCAACCCCCACCAGAGCUCAAUCCACCAAAAUUACCCAAAAUUCCCGUCAAAAAGAAAAGCUCGUGAAGUUUUCUCUUCCGCAUCGCCAAUCCAGCCGUAAUCGCCUUCAUCACGUUACCGAAACGCAUCGCCGUUCGAGUCUUGAGGGCACCUUCCAACCAAACCUUUCUUCCAUAGCCAACCUCAACCCACCCAAACCAAACACCGCCAAGAUGUCCGGCUACAACAAGGAGAAGGAGUUCGGCGAGGCCCCCAAGGUCCACAAGAUCAGAAUCACUCUGUCUUCCCGCAAGGUUCAGGCCCUCGAGAAGGUCUGCUCUGAGCUCCUUGAGCGCGCCAAGUCCAAGGACCUCAAGGCCAAGGGCCCCGUCCGUCUCCCCACCAAGACCCUCAAGAUCAUGACCCGCAAGACCCCUUGCGGUGAGGGUUCCAAGACCUGGGAUCUCUACGAGAUGCGCAUCCACAAGCGCCUCAUCGACUUGACCGCCCCCACCGAGGUCGUCAAGCAGAUCAUCAUCAACAUCGAGGCUGGUGUCGAGGUCGAGGUUACCAUUGCUGCUUAA